AUGUCGGGCUUGAUGCGUUUGGAAUUGCUCUAUAAGAAAGCUGGAAGUACGGUUUCUGCCAUCUUUGAUGAAAGAUUCCGAAAAGAUCUGGCGGUUGUUCAAGGAGUGCUCUUCCGGAAACUCGUGGACUUACUUCAGUUCUAUGCGGAUUUCGAAGUUAACGUCUUGAAGAGGCACUGCAAUUUUAUUCACUCGUUUCAACUCUUAGCAUUUAACCAGGAGCCCAAGUUGAUGCUGGCAACAGAUACUUGGGCAGACAGGGAAGGAGAGUUUGUCCCGGUGCAAAGCUUGGACUUGAUGCUGUCCAGAUUGGUAUUGCGCGAUCUUGGUGAUCCAGCAAAACUGAACAUGGAUCAAACAUAUUUUGGACUGAGUCACUGGGUAGGGUUUCAACUCCGUAUGGAAGGGUAUGUGAGUGUAGCUGUGCCAGGCGGGAGUUCCAAGGCUUUCAGGGUUGAUAGUUGUAAAGAAAGUGUCCUAUCGCGUCUUGAGAGGCUGUAUGGUGUUGGAGAUCUACUCGAUGCUGAGGGUUUUCCCCUCAUAGAGGAAAGGUUGCACGCAGGCAGCUAUGUCUACGCCAUUCAAGGGCCAGAGCAUGUCGUUGCAGAGCUCUGCCGCAUCUAUGCUGACCGUUUACGGGAAGCCCGAGAUGUCAGUCUGGAGAGGAACCCCCUGAGAGAAGAUGACAGGCUUCCCAUGGACGGCCUAGGUGAUCUGCAGAUACCGAGAGAUGAUCCGGGGCUCUGCUUUCCAAUUGUCGGCAGGCAUGAGACACUCUGUUCGCUGGUGUAUGGUGCUGUUUUGGCGUUCCGAAACUUCACACGGGCCAAUACGUGCAGUGCCUCCGUGGAUGCGGGUCUCAGGGAUCCUCACUUCAACGCAUUGAUUGCGUAUCCUGGGGCAGGCAAGUCUACCAUUGGCAGGGACUUUCCUGCUCUCUUCAGGAAGUUUUGGACGUCGGGAGAUGCCAUUGAGUUUCUCAAGUCUCGGAAGCUGCUGGUGAAUCGUGAUUUCAUUCAGAUGGUGCAGGACUCUUUGGGUUAUAACGCCAGUUUGUAUCACAACAUCCACGACCAUCAAGGGGGUCUACUCUAUCCCGUUGAGAGGAAGCUAGCUUCCUCGAAAUCUUUUGAGCAGAUUCUGGCAUUAAGGCUUCUCUUUGCGGCUGUUUCCAAGCCUGUGCCCACUCUGUCGUAUGAAAGUAUGCUACAUUCUAUUGCACACAUCGCCACGAGGAUUACUCUGAAUGACGUGCUUAUUUUCUUCCGUAAAGCCGUGGAGACAUCCCCAUCCCACCAGAGGCCGAUUCUCGUAUCACUAUUCCUCGACGAAAUUAAUUGUGCCGAGUAUCUUGGGAAUACCUCCUGGCUGCAGGAGGUAUUAUCGUCUUAUGUUUACUCCUUCCAAGCUUCAAGGGAGACAAACGUUUUACUUGUGGUCACUGCAUCAGAUAAGGCUGCGUCCUUCAGGCUGGGAAGAACUCCACAUAUUCCGAUUCCUGUGUCCGCUCUGAAGGCCGAGGAUGCUGUUACGGUUGUUACAAACUUCUUUAGCAGGCUUUCCGUUACACUUGGCCGCAGCGAGAAAUUCUGCCCGAGCAACAUACUCAAACUCUGCAUUUCACUUAUUGGAGGGAUGCCCCGACACUUGGGAUACAUGAUAAGGGGAAUGCUUACCAGCGACCCAUCGGAACGCAUCUGCGCAGCAACACUCUUACAGACCGCUCAGGAGUUCACCACUGAUAUUCUCAUGGCAACUCUGAAAAAUACAAUCUCUCUCACUUCAUGGAGUAUCGGCAAGUAUGAACACGGUACUGGUUUUGCUAUACUGCUAACUGCUCUGCGGCAUUCUCUGCUGGGUACCGUCAUCUACAGGUCGGACCCGGUUGUAGACAGCAACGACAUACGUGUGAUCCAGUUUGAGGAAAACUCUUGGGGCGCUUUAGAGCAGAAAGGGCUAAUAUCGUUGCAGCUUGUGGAUUCCAAUGCUUCACUUGAACCUGAUCAGUGGCGCUGUCGAGUACACUUUCCUCCCUUGCUUGCUCUCGCAAUGCAGAGCAGUGGCAACGACUAUUUUGUCACUUGCUUCACAUCUGCUACGGAGCGAAGAUUUCGUGGACGGGAAUUGAGCGACUUACAAUUCAUAGCCUUUAUGAUCUUUCUUCUGAAGUCACCCUUAGUAGAAGAAGGAUCACCUCGUGUGUUCAGGCUGCGAGAUAUCAUUCCGUGUGUUUGGGAUAUUCAUAGGGAUCUGGAGUCGCUAGUUCUACCUUAUCCAGAUGAAGGCCGGCUUACGCCAUACAGGACAAUGGACCAAGUUACUGGAGCUGCUCUACAAGCACUGGUUUUGCGUCGAGGCCCUAGGUUUUCUCUACUCGCCAGUGGGAAUUCUGGUUUGGAUUCUGUGCACGUUCUUGACAACUUCCUCAUUAUCACCCAAACAAGGUCGUCUGAUGAUGCGAAAGAAGAACCACAGUCAGAUGCUGCCACGAUCUUUUGGUCAUGUCUCUCGGACUUGACAGGGGUAGCUCGUCUGGAGCAUUUGACAACCGCUGACUUGGAGGAGUUCGGGCCUGUGCCUACAGAUUUACGACAGGAGGUUCAGCAGUUGUGUGAUAACAUUGAUUUGGACGAGUUCGGGCCUGCGCCUACAGAUUUACAACAGGAGGUCCUGUCACGCAAGCGGUUGCGUGACAACAUACCUUCAUCUCCAGCACCCUCGAGUGGACCAUCCAGACUCACCCGUUCUAAACGAGCAUCAAAGUUGAGGUAUGAUAAUUUUGUUGGGAUGCAUGAAGAAGUCGACUAUCCAACACAGUCAGCAGGAUGCUAUGAUCUAUCAAAUAUUGUUUAUAUAUACUCUUCCGACCAUUACAUAGAGCAGUCGGAGCGGUCGAAGAUCAUGAAUUCCCAGAAUCCGUUGUGCAGAAGAAUUGUUAUCAGGCAGGCUGAUUCAGCAGGCGUUCUGGACAUGUUGUCCGAGGUUCGCCAUUUAUCUCCUCUUCUUGUAGUUUGAAAACACUACCACCUAAUAAAGUCGUCUCGACUUUGCUGUUUC
Messenger RNA from Selaginella moellendorffii, 3057 nucleotides. RefSeq lists its product as uncharacterized. The coding region runs from base 1 to 3015 and encodes 1004 amino acids. The record is from RefSeq and is a predicted model, not a curated record. The transcript is spliced from 9 exons. Lineage: Eukaryota; Viridiplantae; Streptophyta; Lycopodiopsida; Selaginellales; Selaginellaceae.